This is a messenger RNA of Diachasmimorpha longicaudata, 2374 nucleotides long. RefSeq names its product belphegor (gene bor). Gene Ontology annotation, cellular component: mitochondrion. The record is from RefSeq and is a predicted model, not a curated record. The coding region runs from base 1 to 1857 and encodes 618 amino acids. Gene Ontology annotation, biological process: mitochondrion organization. NCBI's taxonomy places the organism in Eukaryota, Metazoa, Arthropoda, Insecta, Hymenoptera, Braconidae. Gene Ontology annotation, molecular function: zinc ion binding; ATP binding; ATP hydrolysis activity. The transcript has 2 exons.
AUGUCGUGGCUUUUGGGUACACGUUAUCAACAACAGUCUCAGGACUUUUCUCAGUAUGCACAACCACCGGCAGCGAGUUCUGGAGGUGGUGCCGGGGAUCCUGGAGACAAUGGUGCCUCGAAAAACGUGGGGAAACCACAAAUGGAUGCCUACAGAUUUGAUUCCAGUGCUUUGGAACGAGCGGCUGCUGCUGCCAAAGAGCUCGAAAAAUCCCCCCAUGCCAGAGAGGCUCUUGAGCUGACAAAGCUCCAGGAGUCCACGAAACAAGCAGAAAUUAUGUCCCGAGCCAAAGAGUAUGAAGCGAACAUCGAGCAGUUGAAAAUUGAACAGAAGAGAGUGGAAGGAGAUGAACGCAGAAAAACAAUAGGCGAAGAAACCAAACAACAUCAAAUGCGAGCUCAAUACCAGGAUUCCCUGGCAAGAAAGAGAUACGACGAUCAGCUUGGGCAACAGCAGAGAAUGAAUGACGAGAAUUUACGUAGACAAGAGGAAUCAGUAGCUAAGCAAGAGGCCAUGAGAAAGGCCACCAUCGAGCACGAGAUGGAACUGAGGCACAAGAACGAAAUGAGAAAACUCGAAGCUGAAUUGAAAGCAAAAGCCAAAGUGGACCGUGAGAAUCAGGACCUGAAUCUCGAACAGAUCAGACUGAGAGCCUCUGAGAACAGAGUUACUGUAUUGGAGUCCAUCAAGACUGCUGGAUCCGUUUUGGGAGCAGGGGUCACAUCACUUCUUCAGGAUUGGGACAAGAUAUUGGCAGCUGCUGGUGGUCUGUCCCUUGUGGCCCUCGGGGUUUACACAGCCAAAGGAUCAACUGGUGUUGCGAGUCGUUACAUUGAGGCUCGACUGGGCAAACCUUCUCUAGUACGAGAGACCUCCAGGUUCUCUGCUCUGGAUAUCGUUCGUCAUCCUAUCAAGAGCGUUCAGAAACUCACAGAAAAGCCUUCUGAUGCACUAUCAGGCGUAGUUCUAGCUCCAAAACUCGAGGAGAGGCUGAGAGAUGUUGCUAUAGCCACGAAAAAUACAAAACACAAUAGAGGAAUGUAUAGGAAUAUUCUCAUGCAUGGCCCACCUGGCACUGGUAAAACAAUGUUUGCCAAAAAAUUGGCCCAGCACUCAGGCAUGGAUUAUGCGAUAUUGACAGGUGGUGAUUUGGCACCUCUUGGGAGGGAUGGGGUAACUGCUAUUCACAAAGUUUUCGACUGGGCCUCAACCUCCAGAAAAGGUCUUCUUCUCUUUAUCGAUGAAGCCGAUGCCUUCCUGAGGAAACGGUCGAGUGAACAUAUCUCAGAGGAUCUCAGGGCUAUGCUCAAUGCAUUUCUCUACAGGACUGGCGAGCAGAGCAGCAAAUUCAUGCUUGUACUCGCGUCUAAUACACCCGAGCAAUUUGAUUGGGCUGUUAAUGAUCGACUCGAUGAAAUGGUGGAGUUUCAAUUGCCUGGCAUUGAGGAGAGGGAGCGGCUUAUAAGACUCUACUUCGAUAAGUUUGUUCUUCAACCCGCUACCGAGGGCAAAAGGAGGCUGAAGGUUGCUCAGUUUGAUUAUGGAGCACUGUGCAUAAAAAUGGCGGAGAUAACGGAGGGUAUGUCUGGAAGGGAACUCUCCAAGCUUGGAGUCGCUUGGCAAGCUGCUGCUUAUGCUUCAGAGGAUGGAGUGCUGACGCAGCAGAUGGUUAUUGAUAAAUGCCUCGAGGCUGUCAAACAACACAAGCAGAAGGUCCAAUGGCAGAGUGAGCAAGAGAGACAGGAGUCAAAAUCUAUCUACGCUGAAUCAAGCAAUACGACAGAGUCAAAAGCAGAUAAACCAGAGCUGCUUUCUGUUGAGGCUGCCUGCAAAUCCGAAAGACUAGCCACCGCCUAACACUGGAGAGUUAUAGUUUUCACUAGCUUCGAUCCAAUGGAACAAAUACCACUAAUCUAAUACGAUAGCAAAUCAUAUUAUAUGUACUUUAUUGUAUAUAACAAUUUGAAAUUGAAAAAUUCCAUUCACUGAUUUUCGAUUAGAAAUGGUUAUUACACAGAUGCUUUUACUGUCAUUAAUUCCAUUCAAUUUUUUUAUAUUUAGUUUUAUGUAUUAGGUAAAACAAUGUUAUAUGAAUUAUUCAAUUGAUUAUCUUUCAAUGAAUAUACUUCAUCUCGAUACCAAUCUGUUGACAAUUACUGCAUUAUUUUAGUAUGAUUGUAAGUGACAAACUUCCCUGUUCCCUGUUGUUGAAAUAAUUGUCUGAUGGAUGGAAUAGUACAACUCAGAGAGAAUAUUCAUUCUCAAAUUGAUUGGUAAUUAGAAGUAAAAUUGAUGAUCAGCGCAUGAUAUUCUAUAGUUUGAAUUCUUUUCUAUGUUCAAAAGAUGUAAUUAAUGAAGAAUAUUUGCGUUUGGA